Messenger RNA from Hypomesus transpacificus, 1885 nucleotides. RefSeq names its product karyopherin alpha 2 (RAG cohort 1, importin alpha 1) (gene kpna2). The coding region runs from base 136 to 1710 and encodes 524 amino acids. Gene Ontology annotation, cellular component: nucleus; cytoplasm. Gene Ontology annotation, molecular function: protein binding; nuclear import signal receptor activity. The transcript has 11 exons. NCBI's taxonomy places the organism in Eukaryota, Metazoa, Chordata, Actinopteri, Osmeriformes, Osmeridae. The record is from RefSeq and is a predicted model, not a curated record. Gene Ontology annotation, biological process: NLS-bearing protein import into nucleus.
AAUCACUGGAGAUUUUCGCACGAAUUUAAAGGUCUGUACACUUUCUUUUUGUAACAGAAAUUUCUGAACAGGUACCAGGAAAGGAAAUUAUAGGUCCUACAGGUUUAAGAUCAAUCUGCAGUCAAAAGCGACAAGAUGUCUGAGAACGCAGAUCGUCUGAAUAAAUUCAAGAACAAGGGCAAAGAUGCAAAUGAACUUCGUCGACGAAGGGUCGAGGUGAACGUGGAGCUUCGUAAAGCCAAGAAGGAUGAUCAGAUAUUCAAGAGGAGGAACGUAACCACUCUGCCUGACGAGGCUACCUCGCCUCUGCAGGAGAAAGGUCAAAAUGCACAGCCGUCUCGGCACUGGACGGUAGCGGAGAUCGUAUCAGGGGUGAACAGCGCAAGUCUGGACGUGCAGCUGCAGGCCACUCAAGCCGCCAGAAAGUUGCUGUCUCGCGAGCGGCACCCCCCGAUAGACCACAUCAUCUCCGCGGGGCUGAUCCCCAGGUUUGUGUCCUUCCUGGGGCUCGAGGAGUCAUCUCCCAUCCAGUUUGAGGCUGCGUGGGCGCUGACAAACAUCGCAUCCGGCACCUCGGACCAGACCACAGCGGUGGUGGAGGGGGGCGGCAUCCCAGCCUUCGUCAGCCUGGUCCGCUCCCCCCACCCCCAUAUCAGUGAGCAGGCCGUUUGGGCGCUGGGCAACAUUGCUGGGGAUGGCUCUGCCUACAGGGAUCUCGUCAUCAAACACGGGGCGGUGGCGCCGCUGCUGAGCCUGCUGGCUGUCCCUGACCUCUCUGUCUUCUCGGCCGGCUAUCUGAGGAAUGUGACGUGGACGCUGUCCAACUUGUGUCGGAACAAGAGCCCCGCCCCCCCACUAGGCGCCGUGCAGGAGCUGCUGCCUGCGCUAGUGCGCCUGCUUCACCAUGGCGACCGGGAGGUUCUGGCGGACGCUUGUUGGGCUGUGUCCUACCUGACGGACGGACCCAACGACAGGAUCCAGGUGGUGGUUCAGACUGGCCUGUUGCCACGUUUGGUCACCCUGCUGGGCUGUGGAGACCUGUCUGUCCUGACGCCCUCCCUGCGCGCCCUGGGCAACAUUGUGACGGGGACAGACGAGCAGACCCAGACAGUGCUGGAUGCAGGUGUGCUGGCCGUGUUCCCGGCCCUGCUGCGCCACGCCCGGCCCAGUGUACAGAAGGAAGCGGCCUGGACACUGUCCAACGUGACGGCUGGCAGUGAGGGGCAGAUCCAAGCAGUGCUGGACGCAGGCCUGCUGCCCCUCCUGGUGGACCUGCUGAGACAGGGUGACUUUAAGACACAGAAGGAGGCGGUGUGGGCGGUGACCAACCUGACCAGCGGGGGCAGUGUGGAGCAGGUGGUGCAGCUGGUGCAGAGCAGUGCUUUGGAUCCCCUGCUGGCACUGCUGUCCUCCAAAGACACCAAGACUCUGCUGGUCAUCCUGGAUGCCCUCACCAACAUCUUCCUGGCUGGGGAGAAGAUCGAGGAGACAGACAAGUUGUGCCUGAUGGUGGAGGAGUGUGGCGGGUUGGACCGUAUCGAAGCCCUGCAGUCUCACGAGAAUGAAAUGGUCUACAAGGCCUCGUUGGCGCUCAUAGAGAAAUACUUCUCUGCAGAGGAGGAGGAGGAUCUGCAGGUGGCACCUGCAGCUAUGACAGAUGGUUACGCAUUCCAGAUCAACGACAACCAAACGAGCACUUUCAACUUCUAAACUCAUCCCAUCUCCCUCUGCCUACUGCUCUGUGUCCUGUUUCUACUGUCUGUUAUGUCUCUACUGCUCUGUGUCUCCUGUUUCUACUGUCUGUUAUGUCAAUGUGACGAUAGAACUGUCAGGCAUGUAUAUUACCUUUUAAUCAGGUUAACUGUAAAUAAAGUUCUUAAAAGAA